Paramisgurnus dabryanus is the source of this 4549-nucleotide messenger RNA. RefSeq names its product potassium channel, subfamily K, member 13b (gene kcnk13b). Gene Ontology annotation, biological process: stabilization of membrane potential; potassium ion transmembrane transport. Gene Ontology annotation, molecular function: potassium ion leak channel activity; outward rectifier potassium channel activity. The record is from RefSeq and is a predicted model, not a curated record. Gene Ontology annotation, cellular component: plasma membrane. Lineage: Eukaryota; Metazoa; Chordata; Actinopteri; Cypriniformes; Cobitidae.
GCAUGCGACUUCAAAGCUCCCUGAAAGCUCUCUAAAACUUAUCGAUCGGACCGAAUCUAUAAAUACAUGGUGUCUUGUCCGUCUGUCCUACAUGCAUAAUGCAUUUUCGUUUCCCCGUCCAAACUGUGACAUUUGCAGAAGGCGCUUUUGGACAUCCCAGAGUAAAUGCUGAAAAUUUCCCAACCAGAUGCAAAAGGUCAUACGCUAUUGAUCGCAGCGACGCGUUCCCACAGCGCGUAAUCGGAUCAAAUAUUGCAAACAACGUUCAUGCCAACAUGACAGUCAACAGUAGCCUACUUUUGUGCGCGUGUAGACCUCUGACGCCAACUUCAUCACGCACUGAGCUACACGCGCUCCCGGAGAGGUUGACAGCCCACCACGAUACAGGAGAGGAAAAGCAUCAUGUUGAGGGAAGGAACUCACCAGGCAGCUACUGAACAGAAAAUAUGAAUGAUCUAUUAUGAAUUGCAGACAAUGUCGUGGCGCCUCACGCGCAUUUGUUCCUAUAAUAUUCCUGUAAAAUAAUGGCUUGCCGCGGCGGGUGCUGCUGUAACAGCAUCGGUCCCCUAAAUGAAGAUAAUGCCAGAUUUCUCAUUUUGGCUUUGCUCAUCAUCAUCUACUUGUUAUGUGGAGCGGCGGUGUUUUCAGCUCUGGAGCAUCCGAAGGAGACGCUCGCCAAAGAAAGAUGGGCUCAGAGGAUCGAGCAGUUCACUCAGAAGUACAACCUGAGUCAAGACGACCUGAAGAACUUCCUGAGAAACUAUGAGGAGGCCAAUGUGGCCGGUAUUCAUGUGGACUCGACCAGACCUCGAUGGGAUUUUACCGGGGCUUUUUAUUUUGUCGGAACUGUUGUGUCAACCAUAGGUUUUGGGAUGACAACACCUGUAACUAUUGCAGGGAAGAUAUUCCUGAUAUUUUAUGGCCUCAUUGGUUGCGCUGCCACCAUUUUAUUUUUUAACCUCUUCUUGGAACGUGUCAUCACCGUGAUUGCAUUCGUCUUGAAGUUCUGCCACGAGCGCAGAGAACGGCGCAAAGCCGGACCACCUCAAAAUUGCCGGCGUCCCUCCAUCAGCAGUAGAGAAAGGCGUACAGACAGCUUGGCUGGCUGGAAGCCUUCGGUGUACUGCGUGAUGCUCAUCUUAGGAGUUGCCGCCAUCUUGGUUUCUUGCUGUGCAUCUGCAAUGUACUCCUCAGCUGAGGGCUGGGGGUACCUGGAUUCCCUCUAUUUCUGUUUCGUGGCCUUCAGCACCAUUGGCUUUGGGGACAUGGUGAGCAAUCAGCGUGAAAUGUACAAAGCUCAAGGAGCUUACAGGGUUGGAAACUUCCUGUUCAUCCUGACAGGGGUGUGUUGCAUCUACUCGCUGUUUAAUGUCAUUUCCAUUGUGAUCAAGCAAGUUCUCAACUGGCUGCUGCAAAAGCUGGAGACUCCUUGCCAUUGCCCAGGUCGAGGGAACCACCAUCCGCGAAGAAAUGCUGUCGUGCCUGGGCACAUGAGAACUCGCCGUGACAACUCCAUAGACACAGAUGUAGUCAAUGAUAGUGAGAUCGAUGGGCGCCGAAUGUCUGGAGAGAUGAUCUCCAUGAAGGACUUUCUAGCUGCAAAUAAAGUUAACCUGGCCAUCAUGCAGAAGCAGCUGUCAGAGAUGGCCAACGGCCAUCCACGGCAGUUGGGGUCCAGUUCACGAAAUGAGUUCUCAGGAGGAGUUGGUGCGCUGGGAAUAAUGAAUAACCGAUUGGCAGAGACAAGUGUAGACAGAUAAGUCUACAAUUUAGUUACAAUAAAAGCCCAGUUUGUUAUGACUUAUAAACAUUAACCUCCAGCAUUGUGAAAAUAUGCUAUUCACCAUCAGCUUCCUGUAGGGUUACCAACAUAAAGUGAGUCGUACUUGGCUGGUCAUGUGAUCUCAACAUGUCAGCCACCAUGAUAUGGCGCUUUCUGUGUAAAAUGAAACAGCUGAUAUGACUGUACUCUUCAUGUCCUUCUUGUACAUGGUUUUAAACACAUAAUUAUUCUCUUUAUAAUAAGGAAACAAUUACUGAGUGCAACCUUGAAGCUAAAUUCAACAAUAACUAUAGGACAUCCACAGCAAAGACUACAUGUACAUUGGCAAGAAUAAGUAUGUGAACCUUUUGGAAUUUAAAGGUUUUCUGACUAAAUUUGUCUUAAAAUGUGAUCUGAUCUUCAUUUAAGUCAACAGUAUUGAUGAACAGUGUUGGGGAAAGUUACUUUAAAAAGUAAUGCAUUACAAUAUUAAGUUACUCCCCAAAAAAGGCGUUACUUAGUUACUUUUCAUUGAAAGUAAUGCUUACGUUACUUUUGUGUUACUUUUUCUUCCCCCUUCCGUAAUUCUAUGUUAAUAUGUUCAGUUUAAUUCAGUACAUUUAAAUUGAAUUAAUGAAACUAAAAAGUAACUCAAAUAUUAAUAGUGUUACUUUACUCGUUACUUCAGAAAAGUAAUAUUAUUAUGUAAUGCACGUUACUUGUAACGUGUUACCCCCAACACUGUUGACGAACGUAAUGUAUCUAUAUAAAUAUAUAUCUAUAUAAAAAUAAUUACACAAAAAAUUCUGAUAUUUCAUGUCUUUAUUGAACACACUCAUUCAACAUUCAAAAUGGCAGUGGAAAAAGUAAGUGAACCCUUAGAAUUAAUAACUGGUUGACCCCCUUGGCAGCAAAAACCUCAACCAGGCACUUCCUGUAGCUGUGAAUCAGACCUGCACACUUUGUUAAGGAGGAAUUUUAGCUCAUUCUUCCUGGCAGAACUGCUUUUGCUCUGUAAUAUUCUUUGGAUGUCUCAUGUGUAUGGCCCUCUUCAAGUCAAUACAUAGCAUCUCUAUUGGGUUGAGGUCUGGGUUCUUGGCCACUCCAAAAGGUGGAUUUUGUUUUUCUGAAGCCAUUCUGUUGUGGACUUGCUGUGGUGUUUUGGGUCGUUGUCCUGUUGCAUCACUCACCUUCUACACAGUUUCAACUGACGUACAGAUAUUCUCACAUUAUCCUGAAGAAUUGUCUGAUAUACUUGGGAAUUCAUCUUCACCUCAAUGAUUGCAAGCUGGCCAGGCCCUGAUGCAGCAAAACAGGCCCAAAUCAUGAUGUUUCCUCCAACAUACUUUACAGUUGGGAUGAUGUCUUCAUGAUGAUAUGCCGUGCCAUUUAUAUGCCAGAUGUAACGCUGUGUGUUUUUUACAAAUAGUUCAAUCUUAGUUUCAUCAGUCCACAAAACAGUGUCACUGUGUUCUUUUGCAAACUUUAGGAGUGCAGCAGUGUUCUUUUUAGUAAGCAGUGGCUUCCUUUGUCUUUUCCUGCUGUGGAUACCCUGCUUGUUCAGUGUUUUACGUAUUGAAGACUUAACAGAGAUGUUAGCAAUUUCCAAUGAUGCUUUUAAAUCUUUGGCUGUCAUUCGGGUUGUUUCUUUACCUCAUUGAUAAGUCUUCGUUGUGCUCUUGGUGUCAUUUUGACUGGGCACCCCUUUUCUUGGUAGAGUAGCAAAAGUCCCAAAGCGUCUCCAUUUGUAGAUUGUUUGCCUAAAUGUAGACUGGUAAAUUUUUAAAGUCUUUGAAAUAACUUUGUAACCCUUUCCAGAUUUAUGUAAAGCAACAAUUCUUGAUCGUAGCUCCUCUGAAAGCUCUUUUUGGUGAGGUAUGGCUCACAUAAGCAUGUUGUUCUUGUGCAGAGCAAAAUCUGAUUCUAAUUAGCUUUUUUGAGGCCAUUAACUCAUUAACAAACUUUUUCCACAAGCAUUAUGAAGUGUUUUGGUUGUUCUUAAUAAAGACAUAAAAGAUCAGUAUUUUUUUGUUAUUAUUUUUAGACACAUUAUGUUUGUCAAAACCCUUGACUUACAUGAAGAUCAGUUCACAUUUUAUGACAAAUUUAUUCAAAAAAAAACGUGAAAUUCCAAAAGGUUCACAUACUUUUUCUUGUCACUGUACAUUUUGAAAAAGAUAAGGAAAUACUAUUUUAUCAGUGUUAUUACAUAAAAAAAGUUUUCUUUGAGUUUUAGACUUGUGGACAUUUAAUAUCCUAUAUUUAUUUUUCUUAGUGGCUACAAUCAUUUUAAUGUAACUACUGAAAAGUUGUAGGGUGCAUUCAUUUACAAUAAAAUUAUAAUAAUAAUAAUAAAAUUUACAAUUUAUUAUUAGUGAGCAUGUCAUUAUACCAAUACCUAGUACCUUUACUUUUCUCGGGGAUUGUAUGUUCUUUUUUAAUGUUUAUUACAAACAAAGGAAGCAUGGGAUUUAUGCUCUGGUACAUGUAAAAAGAUGGUAUGAAAAAUUGAACAAAAUAUUAGUUUGUUAAAUCAAAUAUACUAAGAAUAUAUAUCCAUGUGCUUGUACAUUUCAUCGACAGUCCAAGAAAUCAUUGACAUAUCUGCACUGCAUGAAUAACGCCUUAUUUCGAAUGCUCUGAUUUUUUAAAUAACUUUUAACACUUGGUGUUAAAAGUGUCGGCUAAAUAAAUAAAUGUUAAUGCAAUUUACAGCUUUUGGGUCUUGAUCAGUCAACUUCAGGACAUAUAGUAUGUAGAAGCAAACUUUGAUCAUAAAUACUGUCC